Molecule: messenger RNA, 2698 nt
Organism: Galendromus occidentalis (western predatory mite)
Lineage: Eukaryota; Metazoa; Arthropoda; Arachnida; Mesostigmata; Phytoseiidae
Exons: 10
Coding region: 1-2391 (796 amino acids)
Cellular component (GO): membrane
Molecular function (GO): calcium ion binding; serine-type endopeptidase activity
Source: RefSeq, a predicted model, not a curated record
AUGUCGGUGCCAGACGUGCUGGGCGGAGUGGACCAGGCGAGCCAUGCGGUAAGCCGCUUCUUUCAGGUCGAUGUCAACGGCGGGGACCCCCACGGAGAUCUGGCGAACGGUACCGCCACCGUUCCGCAAACCCCGUCGCAUUUCCCUCAACCAUCGAAUGCGACACCUCCGCCAGGAAUUCCUCCGAACGUGACUUACAUCGAGCCCCUCGCCAACCUCGACCUAACUGCAACUUUAGCUCGACGUCGACGGGUUCACUAUGCGGAUCCUCCAGCUGCCUCGAGUCAUUCGCAGUGCACGGCGGCUAUCAGAGACGCCUUGGUGGCUCCCAAGCAAGAACUCCCCAGUUCGGCUGCGAGCGAUAUCACUCCAAUAACGAACUCAGCCGCUAGUCGAGGGACUGAAACCCCGCUGGCAAAAGAAAAUGGCCAGACACCACAAUCACCUUACAUCUCUGCUUCUGUGGUGGACAUCGCUUCCCACUUCGUGGUGCAAGGGUCGCAACCGAGGCCGCCAAUCAAUGCGUCGCUACCUUCCAUCCCCAAUUAUUUCCCCCCUCAGGCUCUCGGCCAGUUACAGCAGCAGCAGGUAACCGGCCCGCAGCAACCACAGCAACAGAACAGCCACAACUUGCUCAAUUCUGACCCAAAUCAGACUCCUCACGUCCAGAUAGGCGCUCACAUUCACCAGCUGCCAUUGGCCAAUAUGGGCCUAGCAGGAUUUCUGGCCGAUCAGGCAGCCGCCGCGGCAGCUGCGGGAGGCUACGGAGGCUGCUGGGCGUGUCCCCCCGACCUACCUGGGUCGAUUACUCCUUCCUGUGUACAGACACUCACGACGAUUCCUUCGCUCGAGGAGUUAGAUCACUUCGAGAGGGAACAUCGGAAAGCGUUGCUCAACGAUAAAUGGCGUCAGUUAUUCGACAAGUAUGAUCCCGAAGGCUUCGGAGAGAUUCCGUGGGACGAUUUUCUACGCGCACUCGACAGCGUUGAGUUCGAAGACUGCGUCGAUAUUACAAAACGCGAACUAUUUCGACUAAAAGCUCAAGAUCGAAGGACCAAUGCCAUAACUUUCGACGAUUUCAUCGCUGUGAUGAGCGGAAAAAGGACAAGGUCUUUUGAGAUGGCCGUGCACCAGAGGGAUAGCUCGUGCGGAUCGCUGUGGCUGCAGCAACAGCCCCUGCAAAUGGAACUGGUGCAUUCAGCCGGCCUGCAGAGCCUCCAAGGACUACAAGGUCUUUCUCACCCUCACGAACUCGGUCCAAUGGGUGUCGUACAGCAGCUGAGCCAACACCAGGACGGAAUUAUCAGUCAGUUGUGCAGCACGCACUCUUCACAGGGAACCCCGAGUCACCACGUGCACGCUCACGUUCAUCAGUCAAACGAAUCGAUGUAUUUUGACGGUCCAGCGUGCAUGGAGCCCCACUCAGGCUUCAACGGGAACCCGUAUCUUGCAGCCUCGGUUGCGGCAACAGCGUUGGCGUCUUCGGGCGAUACUACCCAGGAUUCGUCUGGGCUUGACGACUGCAUAGCCGAAGACGAUAUUCCGGUGAUUUCGGUGCGAAGAGCCGACACGCUGUUCUCUAAGAUGGUCAACGUAAUCGGUGGCGAAUUCCUCCCGGACGAUCGAGAUCGGAAAUACUAUGCGGACAGCUACACCUGCUGGCCGCCGCCUUUGUUCGUGUUGUUCGUCACCAUCUGCCAGAUUGCUCUCUUCACGUACUACUCACUAACUGUCGGACCCGCAGGACUGUCGGAGCCCAUCCCCGCUCAAUCGAUAUUUAUAUUCAAUCCAGCACAGUCGUUUGAAAUAUGGAGAUAUUUUUCCUACUUUUUGGUGCAUAACGGAUGGCUUCACUUGGUGUUCAAUAUCGUCAUACAAUUGUUUGUGGGACUACCCCUGGAAAUGCUCCACGGCUCUUGGCGUAUCGGUUUCAUUUAUAUCGCUUCCGUGAUAGCAGGGUCGGUCUUCUGUUCCGUGGCGGAUCCGUCAGCGUUCCUGAUCGGAGCGUCGUGUCCCGUUUACGCCUUGCUGAGUGCCCAUCUGGCGAACACACUCCUAAAUCACGACGCACUCGCUGAUUCCGGCCUUUCGAAAUUUUUCUUCCGAAUCACGCUGGUGUUCUUGCUCACCUCAAUCGAUUUCGGCUUCGCUCUGUUCGACAGGGUCUCGGAGCCGCAGGGAAUCAGUAUCACGUUUCUGGCGCCCUUCAUCGGGGUCGCUUUUGGCGUCACCGUAGGUUGCGUCGUCAUAAAGAACUACGAACAGAAAUUGCGCGAACACGUGGCCUGCUGGAUAGUGAUGGUGGCCUACGUUGCGGCCGUCGCUGGUGCCAUCGUCUACAACGUGCUGAACUUCGACACGUUCCGGCAGGCGUCUGCCGCGUUUUUCUGAUUCGGACGGGGUGCAAACUCAGCUCAGGAUCAAGGAUACAAGUCAGCGAACUUUGUUCAAGCAAUCGACGAAGAACGUCCAUUAGGGCUUCUGGAGCAAAAUGCAAACAAGGAACAAAAGUAGCGAGAAGAGAAUGGAAACAAGGGUCUGGACGCAAGAGUAGCAGUACAAAACAAUAUUAGGCUUCCGGUGUCCCCUCUACUUGCGUUCAUCCGAAUAAAUUCGACAUGGAGAAGACAUCACCACGACGAGACGAACAACAACAACAGUAACAACACCACUACCACCACCGACGGCAACAACAACA